This is a messenger RNA of Selaginella moellendorffii, 2129 nucleotides long. RefSeq lists its product as uncharacterized. The transcript is spliced from 7 exons. The record is from RefSeq and is a predicted model, not a curated record. The coding region runs from base 686 to 1930 and encodes 414 amino acids. Lineage: Eukaryota; Viridiplantae; Streptophyta; Lycopodiopsida; Selaginellales; Selaginellaceae.
AGCUGGACAGAUCGGGAACAGGCCCCGGGAGCGAGAAGUCGCCUUCAAAGCUGGCACAAACUGCGUGCAUGUCAAAAGAGCUCGCAGUCUCGCAGUCGCAGAUCUACGUGGUUUGGAAGUGCUCUGGAGUGUGAACGUGACAACGAGGGCUCUGUAGGGUGUGGGGCUGGACGUGAUGCUGCUGGGAAUUCUUCAAUGUCCAAGGCUGGCGUUGGCAUAAAGAUCCCAGGACAGGAUGUCUCGGCUUUCGAGGUGUCUUUUCGGACCUCCACUGAUUGAAGAGGUUGCCGAGGAGCAGUAUUAUCUUUUGUCGAGGUUGGAACAAGGAAUUCCAGAAGGAGACCGGCUGUGGAGGUUUUCUCUACUGUGUUGAGUUUUUCUUAAUCUAGUGAUUGACAGGGGAGGCGAUUCCUCUCGAAUACAAUCCAAGCGAUCGACUUCGACAAUGGAGCGAUAAUUUUCUUGACAGAGAUCAGUGAGGCUGGUGCUGAAAUCGUCGACGCAGAAUCGUCCAAGAAGAUGGAUACUGUGACCAUUGCACAGGGAUUUGCUCUUGUCAGACUGAAAGCGGUGUCCAAACCACUAAGCAUAGGUGGCGGCAUGCAACGAAGGUCCUACCACACAAGUGGUUUUUGUCCGCGGUGAUUUUCUAGUGAGCACGGCGGGGGGUGAAUAGCGGCUAAAAAUGGACGGGAAGCCUUUCGUUCUAGUCGUGGCCAUCGUUUUGCUAUGGUCUUCAUCUCCAGCAGAAUCGAAGGACUGCUCCAGAAUUCAAAGGAAGACUUACAAAUCUCCAGCUUUUUCUCUGGAGCCGGGAGAUGUCCAAGACCGAUACUACGAGCUCGAGUUUCCCAAAGGUCAUAUCGGCGUCAAGAACUUCCAGGGAGAGGUUGUAGACGAGCUUGGGAAUUCCGUGCCUCUGAGCGAAGUCUAUCUGCAUCACUGGGCGGUAUAUGGCCACUACAUGAAGAGUUCCGAGAGAAAAGAGCUGGUAAGAGGCGGCUUCCAUCAUGGACGGGAUCAUCUAGGCUCGUCAUCAGCUAAGACCGCUGGAAACGCUGGAAUUUGUCAGGAGGACAUCCUGUCGCAGUUCUGGGGUCUUGGUUCCGAGACGAGGCAGACGAGCUAUUAUAUUCCAGGCUCCUAUGCUAUCGGCGUUGGCAAUCCUCCGGAAGGCUACGAGGAGCUCUGGGUGCUCAACGUCCAUGCCAUUGACACCAGAGGAACGUAUGAUCCCCAAGGAUGCCUCGAGUGCCGCUGCAGCUUAUACAACGUAACAACAAAAAUCUCGGGACAGCCUUUGAAGGAAGGCUACAAAGGCGGUUUCAGCUGCUGCUACGACGGGACUAAAUGCGCAGUGAGGCCGGGAUUUCAAGCAUCAAAGAGGACUCUCUACAUGCAGUACACCAUUGAAUGGGUGGAGUGGGACGAGUGUGUCCUGCCUGUUCGUGUUUACAUAUUCGACAUCACAGACAGCAGGAAGCGUGAUCCAGUCGACCGUGAUGUUGGCUGCAACAUCGAGUAUGACGUUCCUGCUUGUGACCCGUCCUCGAAUCCCGAUUGCAUUCAUCAGCUGGAGAAUCACCUGGUGAUUCCCAAAGGAGGCAGCUUUAUCUACGGAGUAGCGCAUCAGCACGGUGGAGCCAUGGGCAUAACCAUGCACGGAGAGGAUGGACGGCACUUGUGCUCCUCGAUUCCUAUAUACGGGAAUGGAUCAGCUCCUGGCAACGAAGCUGGCUACGUUGUUGGGAUGUCUACGUGCACUCCUGAGCCAGGGACUGUGACGAUCGCGAGCGGCGAGAAGCUCCGCUUGUCUUCGUCUUAUAGCUCCGCCCAGGAGCACACGGGUGUCAUGGGGUACUUCUACCUCGUCGUGGGCGACGAUGACACCGUGUCUCUGGGAGAAUUCAAGGACAUGGAGUUAAUGUGAUGGCGGAUCGUUGCUGUGGUGGGAGUUGGCGCCUGGAAGAAGAAACGAGUGUCUCGUGGAGGAUAUAGUGCAUUGCCAUGAUAAGAUUAUUUGUGGCUCAUAUCUGUCUAUACAUUUGGGGAAAAAAGGAUGAUCAAACUUCUGCACAGUUUGCGAGUAUGUGUUCGAAUAUGAAAGAUCAAAAAUUUCAUGAGAACUA